Messenger RNA from Liolophura sinensis, 4970 nucleotides. RefSeq names its product dynamin-1-like. Lineage: Eukaryota; Metazoa; Mollusca; Polyplacophora; Chitonida; Chitonidae. Gene Ontology annotation, cellular component: cytoplasm; plasma membrane; synapse. The record is from RefSeq and is a predicted model, not a curated record. Gene Ontology annotation, molecular function: GTPase activity; microtubule binding; GTP binding. Gene Ontology annotation, biological process: receptor internalization; synaptic vesicle budding from presynaptic endocytic zone membrane.
UGCGCAGUUGACCAAUGUGACGGCCAUAAUGUCGAAAUUCUGAAUUUGGAUGUAGAGAGUGUUAACGAAACCAGUCAAAAUGUCGGGUAAUAUGGGAAUGGAGCAGCUGAUUCCUGUAGUCAACAAGCUGCAGGAUGCCUUUGCUUCACUCGGUGUGCCGAUUUCCCUCGAUCUACCGCAAAUCGCCGUCGUGGGCAGCCAAAGUGCCGGCAAGAGUUCGGUGCUGGAGAAUUUUGUCGGCAGAGACUUUCUGCCACGUGGGUCAGGUAUUGUGACCAGGAGACCUCUCGUCUUACAACUGAACUAUUCCAGAACAGAAUAUGCAGAGUUCCUUCAUUGUAAAGGGAAGAAGUUUGUGGAUUUUGAUCAGGUUCGCAAGGAAAUUGAAGAUGAAACUGAUCGGGUGACUGGCGGCAACAAAGGAAUUUCCAACAUUCCAAUAAAUCUUAGAGUAUAUUCGCCACAUGUGUUGAACCUAACACUGAUUGACUUACCUGGGAUGACUAAAGUACCUGUCGGGGACCAGCCUGCGGACAUUGAGAUCCAGAUCCGCAGUAUGAUCAUGGAGUUCAUCAGCAAGGACAACUGCCUCAUCCUGGCCGUGUCGCCGGCCAACACCGAUCUGGCAAACUCGGACGCCCUCAAGAUAGCCAAGGAGGUCGACCCCCAGGGUCUUCGUACCAUUGGUGUUAUCACAAAGCUGGACUUGAUGGAUGAAGGGACAGAUGCCAGUAACAUCUUAGAGAACAGAUUACUCCCACUUCGCAGAGGAUACAUUGGGGUUGUCAACAGAAGUCAGAAGGACAUUGAUGGGAAGAAGGAUAUCCGAGCAGCUUUAGCAGGAGAGAGAAAGUUCUUCCUCAGUCAUCCGGCCUACAGACACAUGGCUGACCGUAUGGGAACCCCGUACCUCCAGCGCGUGCUGAACCAGCAGCUAACCAAUCAUAUCCGAGACACGCUACCAUCAUUGAGGAACCGUCUUCAGUCACAGAUCCUGUCCAUGGAGAAAGAUGUCGCAGAGUACAAAAACUUUAGGCCAGACGAUCCCGCGCGCAAGACCAAAGCCAUGAUGCAGAUGGUGCAGGGUUUCGCCGUGGACAUCGAGAAGAGUAUUGAGGGCUCUGGGGCGGAGGUCAGCACCAUGGAACUGUCCGGAGGGGCCAAAAUCAACAGAAUUUUCCACGAACGAUUCCCAUUUGAACUGGUCAAGAUGGAGUUUGAUGAAAAGGAAUUACGACGAGAGAUCAGUUUUGCUAUCAAAAAUAUUCAUGGUAUCAGGACUGGCCUGUUCACACCAGACAUGGCUUUUGAGACAAUUGUCAAGAAACAGAUUUCCAAAUUGCGAGAGCCAUCAGUGAAGUGUGUCGACAUGGUUAUACAGGAACUCACAAACAUAGUCCGCAAAAUGAGUGACCAGAUGAAUCGUUACCCACGGUUACGAGAAGAAACAGAGCGUAUUGUGAACACGCGUAUUAGAGAGCGGGAACAGUGUACAAAAGAGCAGAUUUUAUUGCUGGUGGAGGUCCAACUGGCGUACAUGAACACAAACCAUGAAGAUUUCAUUGGAUUCGCCAAUGCCCAACAAAAGUCAGAAAACAACAAAAGAAAAGUCGGGAAUCAGGUGAUUCGUAAAGGCUGGUUAACUUUACAUAAUAUCAGCUUCAUGAAGGGAGGGUCAAAGGACUUCUGGUUUGUGCUGACUGCAGAGACGCUCUCCUGGUUCAAGGAUGAGGAGGAGCGAGAAAAACGCUACAUGCUACCUCUCGACGGGCUUAAAUUACGGGAUAACCAGGAACAAAGUUUUAUGUCUAAGAAGCACCAAUUUAAACUCUUCAACCCUGACUCAAGAAAUGUGUAUAAGGACUACAAGCAGCUUGAGCUGUCCGCUGACAGUCAGGAGGAAGUGGACAGUUGGAAAGCCUCCUUCCUACGAGCAGGAGUCUAUCCAGACAGAUCACAGGAAGACAGUGAUAGUAGAUCGGAAGACCUGGGUUCAAUGGACCCUCAGCUAGAGCGUCAGGUAGAGACAAUCCGCAAUUUGGUCGAUUCUUACAUGAAGAUCAUCAACAAAACGCAGCGUGACCUUGUGCCCAAGGUCAUCAUGCACCUCAUUGUCAAUGACAUCAAAGAGUUUAUUCAUGCAGAACUGUUGGCACAUCUGUACUCGCAGGGUGACCAGAAUUCCAUGAUGGAGGAGUCUGCAGAAGAAGCUAGCCGUCGAGAAGAGCUGUUAAGGAUGUACCACGCCACAAAGGAGGCUCUGAGCAUUAUAUCAGAGGUGUCAACAUCAACAGUGUCUACCCCCAUGCCACCCCCAGUCAAUGAUGACUGGCUCACGGUGGACAGCUCUUCUUACAACGGCCGACCACCUUCACCAGGUUUGUCACGGUCUCGGCCUCCUCCCCCGCCUCCAAAUCGCCCUGGAGGAGGCCCCUCAGUGCCAUCUCGCCCUGCACCACAUGUACCUCUUAGGCCAGCACCGGCAGCGCCUCUGCCUCAGCCACUUAUUCCAACGGCUGGGUGGAAUAAAUCAGGCUACGAUAUGUCCGACUCCAUGAGCCAAAAUCUUACCCGAGUGGGCAGCUUACCGGUGAACAGCCGUCAGUCUCAGGAAAUCGCCAAACGGUUCGCUCAGUCUAGCGCCGGUCAAGCCGCUGGACACGCUGCGGCAAACGCAGCCACAAACUACACAAAGAGUUACGUUAGACAACAAUUCACCGGGUCACCAACAAUACCUAAAAGGCCAAACAGCAAUGCGCCCAAUGUUCCUCCUCGGAUCCCUGACAGACCGCCACUUGUGCCCUCCCGACCUCAGUAACAAUAGAAGUCAACUACAGAGGGAGAUACUUAAACAACGGGAUCCAAUUGUGGAAGAAAAAAAACAUGUUUAUGUAUAGCAAUGCAGUUGCCGUGGUGAUGCUGGAAGUCAUGAUAUAAUAUUAUGUUAAAUAGCAUUUGUGUCACGUGUUUAGAGAAUGCUCAGAUCAUCUGACCAGUCAUGUGACCAAACAUUUCUAUAGCCUUAGACAAUUUUUUUCCUAAUUGAAUAUUCAUGAGGAAGUGGGAGAAAUUUUGUCAGCGUCAUAAUUUUUUAUGCAACUAUUAAUAACGUUAUUACGAUGUAUACUGUAGGUACUUGUGAUCUCCAUUCCAGUGUUUUCUUAAAUAAUAACUUUCUGAGAAAGUGAAGAAACUAAUGCUUCAAAAGUUUCUUCCUAACUCACUUGGCUACAUACAUGUAUACUAUUAACUGGUAAAUGUAAAUAUGUUUUAAACUUCCCGUGUAAUCAUAUAGCAUGUAAACAAUGUCUAUAACUGUGCUACUCUUUUUUUUUUUGUUUUGUUUAAAUCUUACCCAGCUGGGAGAAAGUUUGUUCAAAAAUAGAAAAUAUGGAUGGUUUUAAAAAUACGAUGACUCAGCCAAGUAGUGCAUUUAAAUCGAUUGACAGCUGUAAGAUGUUUUUUUUUGUGCGACUCAAACUUUAUCGAAAUUUUUAAAAUUCUCGGAGUUUCCCACUUGUGUUAAUGAUAACUUUAUAAAAAAAAUGUUUGCCAUAGAGUUAACAGUUCUGUGCAAUAGACACUUAGUUGUAGUAAAUAGAUGUAAAUUGAUGCUGUUUUUUUUGUGUUGCAAUAGACUUCAUAUGCACAGUACUGUAGUGGGUAAACUAGCACUUUGUCAAUGUGUCAGUGCAAGAAUACAAUACUUUUUGCACAAGACUAGGUAAUGAUUAACAUGUAAAUUGUACAUAAGAAAGCUGUGUGUCAGUUCUAUUUUGUGAUAUUUUUGGAAGCAUGUCUGUCAAAGUGAACACAGAAUUUGAGUUCCAUGAAUUCGAAUACUGUAAGUGCCAGGUCGGUUAAGUUGACAUGUUAUAGCUAGAUGUUGAGCAUGCAACAUUUGAAGCCAGGGGAAUUUCUUGAACGACGAAAAAGCUUUGCACAUGUGUGUAUGAUUUGGAAAGCCUGGUUGUCAGCUCCACAAUUUCCAGGAAGUCAAUGUGAAUUCAAGGCGCAGUUCAUGAAUUGAAAGACCUUUUAAUUCUCUGAUGAAUGUGGAAUGCGCAGAUUGUGGGUACAGACUGCUGUGUGCAAAUUGUCUGAGAUGGUUCCAAAAAACGUCACAUUGUAUAUGUAUGUGCAUAAACAUACACGUUUUGUUCUUUGAUACGUUUAUAUCUGAAAAAAAAGUGCAAGAGGCCAGCUCUUAGAUCAAUGUGAAGUCCUGUGUUAUGUGUACAUACAUAUAUGUGUAGAGUGUGAAGUGGGCUGUACAUGUGGUCAUUAUUAUGCUAAUGUUGUUUUAUGGAGCUGUAGAUUGAGCAGUUUUGUGGUUUUAUUGUAAGCACAUUGUCUGAAGCUGUAAGCACGUUUAGUGUAUCAAGAGAAACACCUGGGAGUGUGCCUGGGAGUCAAAACACAUUGUGUAAAAAUAUAAACACAUUGUGUAAAAAUAUAAACACAUACAGAUGGAGCAGCAAAGAUGGUACUAGAUGUCUCUAAGCUUAUUCCAGUUGCCAAACAGUGGAAACAUAAUUAAGCGAUAUAAACAUAGAAGGGUAUGUGUAGAGAUAGGACAACAUUGAUUAUCAAUGAGUGGUUGAAAUUGACCAUUUAGAUUUUGUUUAGAAAAGCAUAAAGAAAUGACAGUGAGGGGAAAUGAUGCACAUGUAACACUAUGGUGGCUGGAAUAGUAGAUGUACAGGUUAUAACAUACACAUGCCAAUCAAGUAUCUAAGUUAACAUUAUCUUUUGUUUCAUUAAUUGUUUUUUGUUAAAUCUGGCAAAAAAAGCCCCCUAGUAAACCACUAGUUUUGUGUAGUGAAAAAUUUUGUGCUGUCUUGAUCAAAUGAAACUUUUUGAAUUAAGUUGCAUGUCAUUGUCUUUGAAGGCUUUUUCAUGUUAAAAUGAAAGCAUUUAUGGACAAAUGAAAAGAUGGGAAAAUAUGGUGAUAAUCCAGACAUAAGCAA